GUGAUUCCUGGCGAGCUUUGGAUACGUGGUGCGGUACUUAACCAUGCUGAGGUGCAUUAACCGCUCCAGGAAUUGACAAGUAACUGCGAAAGAUGGUGUCGAUAAUUAAAAAUCAACUGUUGAAACAUCUGUCAAGAUUUACUAAGAAUCUAUCGGCUGACAAGAUCAAUUUAAGUACGUUCAAAGGUGAAGGGGAACUGACAAAUCUAGAACUCGAUGAGACUGUAUUGACUGACUUGUUGGAAUUACCAUCGUGGUUAAGGCUAACGAGUGCUUGGUGUAAUAAGGUUUCUUUUCGUAUACAAUGGACCAAGCUAAGAAAUGUUCCUAUUUUUUUGAGUUUGGAUGAGGUACACAUCGAGGUGGAGACGUGUGAAGACUUGAGGAACAUGUCUUCGCCACAGGGACUGUCAUCUUAUGCAGGACCUGCCAAAUAUUCCUUUAUACAUAAAGUUAUCGAUGGGAUAACCAUUACCGUUAAUACAGUGUCCGUUACCUUUAAAAGUCCUGCAUUUGUAGCUUCAGUACAGAUGGCUCGUAUCGUAGUAGAAUCAAAGUCACCUACUUGGAAGUCUUGUGACUUAAGAAUGACAAGACUGAAAGAUCCUGACAGAGGGCAGCUAUUAAUUUUUAAGGAAUUGGAAUGGCAAACCGUCAGAAUAGAGGCACGCAGUACCAAAGAUAAAGAUCUCACGCCGUUACGUUUGUUAACGAAUCAAGCUAGGUGUCGAAUAACCAUAAAGAAGAGAAUAUCAGAUUGUUUUGUCAUGGGAUCAAGACUUGUUCUUAUCCUAGAUGAUCUUCUGUGGGUACUGACUGACUCUCAACUGAAAGCGGCACUACAUUUUCUUGAUUCUCUGGGUGGUCUCGUCGAGAAAGCGACUCUCUUGGAACGAAAAACAAAAGCUGCUAGGAAACUGGAGGUACUUCCGGAAUAUCAGGCGCAAAUCAGUCAACAAGCAAGAUCCAAAACGCAGUCCAAUCCUACUGCAUCAAAAAUCUUAGCUGGGUAUGAUGUUGUCGAAACGUCUUACCAUUUUCUUUGUCAAAGGAUCGAUCUACAUUUGUGUGACGAUCCUGGAGCUGGAAGAUCAUUGCACCCGGAUUUAAAAGAGGGUGGAGCGCUCCAGAUUUCUUUAGUGAAAUUCCAAAUUGAUUAUUAUCCUUAUCACUUGGCAAUGGCAGACAGGAAACAUUGGGCCAAGUAUAAGGAGAACGCUACACCACACAGCCAGUGGCUGCAGCAGUCUCUGAACAGCUUCCGAGGGCAGUUCAUGGAUCUGAUUGAUUCAGGCCGAACACAGCAAUCACCACUGUCAAAAAAUCAAGCAAAUGCAACAGGGAAUGCAGCAAAAAAUCUUGAUGAAAAAGACAAAGCAGCUCAAGCGCAGAAUUCAAACAGUUCCACCGAUCCGAAGAAGUCAUCCCAGCAGCCAAGUGGCAAUCCAGUCAAGAACUACGUUUUAGAACAGCUUGCCAAACUCAUGACCACGUGUGUCAUAAUUAGGAUAGAUGACUUCACUCUGUACAAAGUUACAACUUCGUCUCGAAAACCUUCACCGAAAGAGUUUAUUGCAGGUGAUCGGGACAGGUUUUGUCUUCCUGAGGAUGUGCAGAUUCUCCAUGCCGAGUUCACAUACUAUUAUUAUCCAGCAGACAUCGCAUUUCCAUUGCCACUGCCCAAAUUCUACGUGCAACUUAACCCGAUUCAAGUGAACUUUGAUGUCUGCUCUUGUCUGUGGUUCAACUCCUUCAUUCUUAACCUUCAUCAUUCCUUAAUGAGUGCAGAAGGCAGAACCAGUCGGAAUUCUUCAAACUCAUUAUUUUUCGACGUUAAAAUCGAGGCAAUACUCCCAAGGCUGGUCUUCGAAAGUCAACAGGAUUAUCCGGCUCAGAGAGAUCGCCCCAAGUCUUUGCAUCUUCAAACAUCCAGAGCUACUCUGACGAAUGUCAGAUCGACCGAUAACUCUUCGAGAGCAGAUCUAGCACAAUGUCUGAAUGCCUUCCAGAUGGGUCAGAUGUUCUUCGGGACGGAGUUUCCAAGCAAGCAGGGAGAUUUCCGAGUCGUCGCAGAGAAGUUCGUGGAACACUGUGCUGGAACCGAUGGGGUUCGCACUGUCCCCCCAAACUUCACCAGCAACUCGGUGCAAGAGAUGGUUCGUCAGUUGAACAAAGAAUUGUUAUGGACAGAAGCUAAGGAUGUGUGGUGCUGCAAUUUCGACCCAGUGUGGGGUGACUUCCUGGGGGCUCGAGCAGUGGGUCAAAACCGACCUGUACCCUUCUUGGAUGCCUUUCCAUUGACCUUGUGGCUGCAUGUAAAACUAAACCCCACCGCCAGCAACCCAGAGCUAGCCGAUAUCCAUGGCAUGGCGUAUGUCAGCAACCUCGUCAGCGUGCAGAUUAAUCAUUAUCAGUAUCUAUUUCUAUUGCGCUUGUCGGAGGUGCUAGCAGAGAUGGCAACAUACUUAGCAGUCGAUUCAAAUAAAAUCUUGAAGGUGGAGUCUGGAGGCUCUCUGGUUAUCGGAGCUCUGGUGCCCCAAGUGGAGGUGACGUUCGUUAUGCCUUCGCAGACACCUGGAAAGGAGAAUUCAGGCGGUGAUCUGGAAUCCGUGGUGCCCGACUCGUCGAGCAUUGCCGAAGAUCUCGGUCCAUCUGCUCCCUGGCAAGCUAAUGCUACAAGUACUCGCAUAGAAUUUGCUGCAAAACGCAUGAACACUAGCAAUGAUGUAGAGACUCCGCAGAGUGAAGUGUCGUCUAUGGUGUCGAUGGACUUUACCCACUCGGUCGCUACGACUCAAGCCACCGUUACCUUCAAACAGAAUGAAAAUGGUAAAAUCGACCAGCAACCGAUUUAUAGUACGAGUAGUGUCGACUGGAGAGCGGAGGGAGAACAAGUAUCUUCACAUAAGCGUAAGUCCGAUGGAAAGAAUGCACCUUUCAUUCCAAACAACUUCAACGUUGGGUUGUCCUCCAUGAAGAAGGGCUUUAGCAAUCUCAUGACGUCCAUUGAUUCGGCCCUGAAACCUUCACCCGAGGAUGGCAGCAGUGAUACGGUGUCUAUGAGGAGUGAUGUUAGUUCUGACAGUGAUAAUUACAUCAUCGUAUCAUUGGAGGAGCAAGAGAAGGCUGACAUGGCUUUCAAUAUCGGUAGUCCUCUGAGGAUAACUGCUGUUGAGGAAGCCAGUGAAGUUCUCGAGGAAACGCCGGAUACCCAGAGUGUCAGGUCUCUGGACAGUGCCUGUAAAAGGAAAGAUCUCGUUUCGAUGGUGACGUUCAAGCUUUCGAAAGUAGAGUUUAUACAACAGUCAACUGGCUUCUCUUCGAGCAUAAAGGUACAGGUUUCCAAUAUUGGCAGCGAGGAGUGCUCGUCAAUACCCUGGGAUGAAUUUCAGACAAAGUUCAGUUCCCGUCCAAGAGGAUGGGUCGAGUUGCCUUCGGACGCGGACUGCAGGUCUCGCGUCAAGGUGCGGUUGGAUCACGGAUUAAAAAAUAAAGAAGAUUCUCGGAGAUUGUCUCAAGCUAGUCAGAGUACGAGUGACAGCAGCAGAAGGUCCUCGCAGGACCGCAGCAGACUGGCGGAGCCAGAAUCUCGCAUUUACGACAUUGAUUUACACGACAAGAACAGCGUCAUGGCUCUUUUCGAGGAUAAGUUGGAGGUUAAGGUCAACGACGUACCCCUGACGCUGUCCAUGAGUUCCGUCACAGGACUCGCAGAUCUGGCGGAAGAUGAAGUUAUACCUAAACCGAUCCCUAUGCAGAUAUAUUUAGAAAAUAUAUCGUUACGAUUGAAUGAAGACCGACCACCAAACAAUAUAACAUCCCCUGGUCCGAUACCCAUUGACUUGAGUAUAUCCAGACUUAGGAUAUCUAGGGAUGUCGGUGGAGUUUUUCAUAUCGAACCAGUUGUGAACCAGUUGGGUGAGAGUUGCUCCAACGUGACGGUGUCGAAUGCUAACGACUCGAGGGACGUGGAGAAAGAAAUCGAGUUGAGUACUCUGAGAAUGGCGAGUAAACAGCUACGGUCGGACAACGAGGAACUGAAGAGACGUCUCGCUGCGUUCGAAAGAUUAUCGGAGGAGAACACUAAAUUGCGAAGAGCCAAGGAGGAGUCCGACGUCCUAAGGACGUGUCUAAACGCCGCCCAGGAGAGCAUAACGAGCUUGCUGCAAGAGAAGAAGAACCUUCAAGAAACCAUUGCCGAGUUGCAGGGCCAACUGCGAGUAAGUCGUAACGCGCAAGCUUCGAGUACGACCUGUGUACGAUCGACGGUGUGCUUUGUUCAUACAUGGACGUCGGAGUACUGCCAGAGGUGUUAAGCUCCUCAUAAAUGCUUGGGGAUUCUUUCGGACGUGAUGGAGUGGCGGACAGGCUUGAUAAAGAAGGAAAAAGGAGGAAAGCAUGCAGCUAUAUGUAUAUCGUUACGUGGGAACCUUAGAAUCGCGGCACACGACGCGUUACAUUCAAUGGGGAGAUUCGAUCUGAGACUAAACUGGACGUCGAGUUGGGAGAAAUGGAGGAAGAGUACAACAUUUUGUUACUAGAACUGGGGACGGUAGAGAUUGAAACUGUAAUUGUACAGCUCUUCGCUUCCUCGAGUGUUGGGGCGCUAGUUACUGCCGCUUAGGUCUCUUAGAAGAAAAGUGUUCUAAGCAAGGCAAAUACUCCACGCAAUAUUACAUCGGUCCAUGUCUCUUUAAGUUACCUAGAGUCGUAGGAUUCAUCUAGCCGGAGUAUGUUUGCAUUUGCGAGAGGGCAUACGGCGUGUCUUGUACACAAGUGAUUGCAUCUGGAUGUACAUAUGUAUAUCGUGCAAGAUGUAUAUGUAUAAGUAUAAAUACAUUGAAUAUAAGGGAGGCAGCGGAAAGGAAGGAACCACUGGUUGCAACGCGUUGGGAGGAACUUUGUGAGUCGUUUUUACAGCGAAGGUCGAUCUCCUUCUGUGUGCCCGAGGUUCUCGGGGAGUGCGGGAGUAGGAAUAAAAUAAACAACGUGUUGUGCCGCGAUCCAUCGCCGGGUUGGAAAGGUACGUGUAUCAGGGAACUCUUAAUAGGUAGCCUCGGUACUUACAAGGAAACAUUCCCAAGUGUCCGCCUCCGAUCUUAUUGAUUUCCAUAUAUGUUGAAGAACACAAAAA
Orussus abietinus is the source of this 5134-nucleotide messenger RNA. Its product is annotated as UHRF1-binding protein 1. Lineage: Eukaryota; Metazoa; Arthropoda; Insecta; Hymenoptera; Orussidae. The record is from RefSeq and is a predicted model, not a curated record. Bases 93 to 4316 code for a protein of 1407 amino acids. The transcript has 16 exons.